UGUGUAGGUGUGAGCAGCUGUCUGGUGAUGGUGCUCUUCUCCUCCGAGGUGAAGCUCCUCCAUCUUUCUCGUCGGAUUGCUAACUUCAACGAGGAGAACUUUGUUUUCCAGACGCACCGUGAACGCUACGGCUGCUCCUAUUGGCUGUUCCUUCUCGUGUUCCUGCUGCACGCCCUCAACGUCCUGCUGAUCCGCCUGGCGGGGGCGCCCCUCCCCCUGCAGGGGGGGAAGGGGGCGGAGCCCAGCGGCGGCGCCGCAGACCUCAUGUACUGAGAAAUGGG
This is a messenger RNA of Etheostoma cragini (Arkansas darter), 281 nucleotides long. RefSeq names its product clarin-1-like. NCBI's taxonomy places the organism in Eukaryota, Metazoa, Chordata, Actinopteri, Perciformes, Percidae. The record is from RefSeq and is a predicted model, not a curated record. Gene Ontology annotation, biological process: equilibrioception; sensory perception of sound. The transcript has a single exon. The annotation marks the transcript as partial.